AUGUACCGACGAGUCUCCAUACUCGGUCAUGUGAUCACAUCUUCGAGAAAGGCGAGCCUCUGCCCGUCGAGCGUGCAAGGGUUCUCCGGCGACCUUGACCAUGUCAACUUCCGGACGAGAUGCGAGCCAGGGGAGGCAUCGCAGGACAUCCAAUAUUCCCUUGAUGCAGGUAUACUCCAGCUUCAAGGACAGAAGCGACCGGCAUCCGAGCGAAGUGUGAAGGAGCUCCUGGACAAGGCGCAGUGUAGUUAUGGAUACGGAUGGGGCCCUUCUGGCGCGUUCUCCGAUUUGGCCCUCGUUGAGGGUUAUAGUCCGAAGACUGGGGGUACUGAUGUAGCACAUGAUGAGGAUACCACACUCUUCGAGAUCGAGCUGCUCCAGGACAGGAAAUACUACACGCUGCUCCUCAGCGAGGGGGCGUAUCGAAGGAAUCCAAUGGGCGUCCUCGGCCGUCGCCCAGCGGUGACUUUGCUCGCAGAUGGAAGCCCAGACAGCGUGCCCUUCAUCGUGAGAGAAGUACGGAAGAGCGAGCGGAAGAUUGUGAACGAUGUCGCGCCAGGCGCGGCAAACUGCGGCGAUGGGCUGACGCCAGAAGUCUACAUGUACCCCGUCCCAUAUGUAGGGAAGGGCGAGGUAGAGAAUCUGUUGCCAGAGUUCGAUUGGGAGGCGACGCCAGGGGGCAACAUUUGUGUCUCUGGCAUUUCUAUGGGGGCCGGAAACAAGGGGGAAGUCAAGGAAACUCACGGGGUGAAGCGCAAGCGGACUAGGCCGCAGAAGCAGGAGAUACCGCUUGAAGUGAAGGUCGCGCACAAGAUUCACCACGACGCGAAGGAAAUCGUGAAAGCGGCGAAGAAAGCGAAGACUUUCGAGACGCAAAAGCUCAUCAAGAAGUUGAAGGGGUUGCGGCAAGGGACUGCCUUCCCCCGCCCCACCCCAUCGUCUCAUCCUUCCCAGGCGACCGACUAUCAUGCUGUUGGUACGACAGUGCUCCAAUCCAAGAUCAAGAAGGACAAGGUGCUCGCUCAGCACGACGCCGUGACGUCUGCGCUGCAGCAAGAGCUCGCCGACCACCUUCUCACCCCUGCACCGGCUGGAACGCCAGCGGCCAAGGUUCACGCUCGGCUAACUAGCCACAAGGCACUCGCUGCAGAGGCAGUGUCCGCCGUGCAGGCACUGCAUACUCUGGUACAACCGCCGGCUAGCGAGAACGCCGACGAUGAAGCAAGCGAUGAGGAGGAAGAGGAUGCAGCUCAACGACCAGCGGCGGCAAGCAGGCCAAAGAAGGAGAAGAAAGUGGCCGCACCUGCCGCUGACAGCGACGACGAAGAGGCUGCCGCCGACGGUUGGGAGUCCGGUACCGUCGACGAAGACGGCGAUGGCUGGGAAUCCGGCACAGUGGAUGGCGGGGACGACGCUCAAGACUCCGACGCCGACGAUUCAGAUUCGGACGCGGAACAGGCACCACCAGCGAAGAAGGCGAAAGCAUCGGCCACCCCAGCCGCCGCGUCGGGCAGCUCUACCUUCCUUCCCUCCCUCUCAGUCGGCUUCGUUCGCGGAUCAGACGACUCCGAUAUCGAGGAAAUCCAGGACAAACCAAAGAAGAACCGUCGCGGUCAGCGCGCAAGGCGUCUCAUCUGGGAACGCGAAUACGGCAAAAACGCCAACCACAAGAAGAAAGAGCGCGACCAGGCCUUCGAAAAGCGCCGCCAAUGGGAGGAGCGGCAGCAGAAGCGAGCCGCCGCCGCCGCGGCGCGAGAAGAGAGGGAGCGCGCCCAGGCGCAGGAAAAGUCGCGGCCAAUACACCCGUCGUGGGAGGCGAAGAAGAAGCUGAAGGAGAAGGAGGCGGCGGCGAUGGUGCCGAGCCAAGGGAAGAAGUUGGUGUUUACUUGA
This is a messenger RNA of Schizophyllum commune H4-8, 1890 nucleotides long. RefSeq names its product BUD22-domain-containing protein. NCBI's taxonomy places the organism in Eukaryota, Fungi, Basidiomycota, Agaricomycetes, Agaricales, Schizophyllaceae. The record is from RefSeq and is a predicted model, not a curated record. The transcript is spliced from 10 exons. Gene Ontology annotation, biological process: maturation of SSU-rRNA. The coding region runs from base 1 to 1890 and encodes 629 amino acids. Gene Ontology annotation, cellular component: nucleus; 90S preribosome.